GUAUUGUAGAUGAAUGUGGAUAUAUAAAUAUACAUAUACGUACUGGAUAGCAAAGUAUAAUGUAUAGACUGUAGAGCUUCAUCAUCGUCGUCGUCGUCGUCGUCAUUGUCGUUGUCGUUGUCGUUGUUGCCGUCGUUUUCAUGCGGUCACAUGCAACAGGUAGCAUUGUAUAUUUAUUAAUAUUGAAAAUACAUUUUACAAAUAUCAUACACUAUAUUAUUAUAAAUUUGAAAUUCCUUAAUUAUUUAAAAUUAUCAAAGCUGUUAAUCCACUGUGAUUAUUAAAUUGUAAUGUUUUUAUAUAAAAAAAUAAUAAUAAUUUUAUAAGUAAGUUAAAAAAUAUAUAUAGUUACCGAGUAAACUGAUUCACGUCAUUCGCAAUGUUAGUUGAAUAUUAUCAAUCAAAGGAGUCAUUAUCAAUAUGUUUUAAUACUUAAAAUUAUUACUAACGAUUGAAAGUAAUAAUAAUAAUAAAAAUAAGAAGAAGAAGAAAAUUAAAUUAAAUUAAAUAUAAAAAUGACUCAAUGGAUAUCGAGGAUAAUAGUGAUAAAUUAAAAGUAAAAUCGCGUAUACCCGAUUUUACAACAUUCUUACCUAAAUCAUUGGUAAAAAAUAAUGAAAUUUCUAGUUCGACGAGUUCAAAGAGUUCAACGAGUUCGCCUUCUCAUAAUUCUGUAACAUGUAAAGAUUUUGGAGAAGGUGGAGUUGAUAAACAAUCAUUCAAAUUGAGUCGUGAUAAAAAAUCAAGUAUUCCUAUAUUACGAAAACACGAAAUUCGCGAAUAUGAAGACAUUAAUCUACGAAGCGAAACACGAAAAUCACAAAUUCCACUACAACGAAAUAAUCGUGGUAGUACUGAUGACUUGAGAUCAUCAUCAUCAUCAACUACAACAACUGUUUUAUCACCAUCACGAUUAUUUUAUAAUAAUAAUAAUAAUAAUAGUAAUAACAAUUAUUAUUAUUCACGUAGCUAUCAAGUUGAUAAAGAAGUUGUUAAUUCGCCGAGUCUUAUUCCAAAAUUAUUAUUAUUAAAAAAAAAUCGUGACAAACGUACUAAUAAACGAUUAGAAGAGAAUAGUAGCAAAAAUAAACUUUCAGUUGCAAUGGAUGAUUCAAAUGAUUGUAUAAAAGAUAAUGAUAAAAAAACAACAUCAACCGAAAUUUCUGUAAAUGAAGAAACAAUAAUUGCUAAAAAUAAUAAAACUGUUAAUAAAGUACAGGAUGAUGAUGAUGGUGAUAAUAAUAAUGAAGAUGUUGAAGAAAAAAUAAAUUUAUCGAAUAAAAGUGAGGAUGAUAAAAUAAUAAUAAUAAAGGAAGAUGGAUUAAAUUCAGAUGAUAUUACUGAUGAUACUGCUGUAAAUCGGCGAUUAUCAAGCCAUUUAUCACCAGAAGCUAGUCCUUUAAGUACUCGUUCUUCAUCAAGAUACAGUCCUCGUGAAAGUGAGAGUGAACCUACACCAGGUCUUCCACGUAAAAUAGUAACUACUGGAAGUGAAUCUUUGUCAUCACAACGAAUACGAGAUGCUAUUACAAGAACAAGACGUGAAUCUAACAGUAGUACUCGAUAUGAAAGUUCUGGCAGUGAAAGCAUUAGAUUAAGUGAGUCGGGAUUAUGUGAUUAUGUUGAUUUGGCAAAGAAAUCUCGAUUGGAUCCACGAGAUAUUGUCGUUGAAAAUUAUGAGCGUGACAGAGUACAACGUGACAGUGAAGACGAUCAUCCACCACGACUUAAUGACGCUCGUUCAGAGUCAGCGAUUAAAUUUUCAAAUUUAUCCUCUCAAGGACGAACAAUAUUACGACGACGCAGACAAUUUGAUUCACAAGGUUCAAGAAGACGAGGAAGAUCAUAUGCACGCUCAUAUAGCACAGAAGAUAUUGAAUUUCAAAUAGCUCGUCAAAGUCUUUUACGUGGCAAUGGAUCAGCAGCAGAUUCAUCAAAAAUUUCUGAUUAUCGUCGACUGGUAUUUAUAAGCUCAGAUUCGUCAUCCGGACGUGAUGAAGAAGACGAUGCUGACAGUAGCUGCUCUGGUUCGUCUUAUUUGACUGCUGGAAUACCUAUAGGAACAACCAGAAAUAAUAAUAAUAACAAUAUUAGUGGUAGUAGUCACAGUCAGAGUCUCGAAGAUUGUGAUUGGGAUUAUUUUGAAAGCAAUAGUUUGCCUUCUUUGCCAUCAGCCUUGUGUGGUGAUUCUGUUCGUUCUCAUGCUAAUGAUAUAAAAGAUGGAAAUGUUUGGGAUUGUUGUCUAGGUCAACGACGUGGUUCCAGUACUUGUUGUCUGGCAUGUGGAGGUAGUAGUAAUAGAAACGUGUUGCCAGUUCCUGUGCCAAUACCAGUUCCAGUACCUUAUCCGGUACCAGUACCAGCAUCUCUGUGGAAUAAUCAAGAUUUUGCAGCUGCUGCAGCUUCAUCAAUGAUAACAGCUACAAAAUCAGAUAACAAUUUAAAAUUUAAAAACGUUGCGGGUUCUUCUAUCGGGCCUUGGUUUUCAUGGCAUCCAAAAUUUAUUUCACAAUCUGAAAUUCAUCGAGGGCUUUAUUGUGAACAAAAAAUAAGUGAUCCAAGUUUCAAUACUGCUGAUUCUAUUUUUACAUUUCGUCCUGACGGUUCACUUGUUGGGCAUUAUGAAAGUAUUUAUCAUGGAUCUCUUUUAACAACACUCGAUCAUAAAUCAAUGCCAUUGAAUAAUGAAAUAAAAAAUCAUCAACCACAAGUUGAAGAAUCUCAACAGGAGGUUAAAUUAGAAAAACAAUUAAUAAUAAAAGAACAAGAAUUAAAUUCAAAUCCAUCAAUUGAUAGUGAUAAUCUAAAUCAAUUAGAUUUAGUUAAUAAUGGUGAAAAUAAUAAUGAUGAUAAUGAAGCUGAUAAAGUUGAUAAAGUGCCAUUGACUGAUGAUAAAACAGACAAUAAAGAUAGUAAAUUUGAAAAAUCAAUAUUAUUAGCAACUGAAAUUGAUGAAAAUUCAGAUCAAGAUCAAGAUGAUGAUCAUGAUUCAUCGUCAUCCUGUGCAGAUAGUAGUGAUUUUGAUGAUGAAAAUAAAUCACAUCAUUUUUCCCGUGUGUUUGUUGUCAAUAAUGAUGAUGAUGAUGAUGAUGAUGAUGAUGAUGAUGAUGAUGACGAUGUUAAUUAUAGUGAUUCCUUGGCAAGUAAUCAACACAAAGGAAUAGAAGAACAAGACGAAGACAAUGAAGUUAUUCUCAAAAAUAUAAACUUUUUAUCAAUAAAUUCUGAUUCAUCGAAUAAACAAGAGGAAAAUUUAAACGAACAAUCAGCUACUUUAAUAAAAAAUUCUAAAAAUAAUAAUAACAAUAAUGAAAUUAGUUAUUCAGCUGAUUCAAUAGAUUCUUCAGAUGAUAAUAUAAUAACAUUGAGAUCAAUACGUAAUAUAAAUCCUGAUGAAAUAAAUUUUUUAUCAACAUCAGAAACAAAAGAAAUAAUUGUAAAUAACGAUAAAAAUAAACACUUUAAUGAUGAUAUUAAAGAAGAAGAUGAAGCAGAAGAAGAAGAAGAUGAUGAUGAUGAUGAUGACGAAGACGAAAAUAACAUAGAAAAUUAUGAAUCAAUGGUAGCAGAUUCAUUGGAAAUAAAGGAAAAUGAAAAUGUAUAUUUACUUAAUCAUAAUUAUACAAAUAGUAAUAGUGAAAUAAAUAAUAAACGUGAUAUAUGUGCCUUAUCAACGGUAUCAAAUUUAUUAGACUGUUGGAAUGAAAAUUUAAGUAAAAAAAAAUUAAAAUCAACAACUGCAUCGUCAUCAUUAGUAAUUAAAGACGAAAAUAAUAAAGAAAAAUUCAAAAUAAAUAAAAGUAUAGUAGUUAGUGAUGAUACAUCAAAAGAAUCAAUGAAAGAAUGCCAGGUGAAUGUAGUAAGUAGCGAACAACAGCUGGUGGGAGAAAAUGAGGUGGAUACAAGUGAAAAUACAGGUGGGGAGACAGUGCGCCGGGGAACGCGACUUGAUUCAGUUGAACGUCGCCCGUCUACUCGCGAUGAUAAUGUAUUUUUACCUGACGAAUUAUUAUCCUCAUCUUCAUUACCAUCAUCAUCAUUAUUACCAACAACAACAACGACAACAUAUUCUUCACCACAAAAUAUUUUGUCACAAAAUAAUAAAUACAAGAGUUUUGUGAUGAUUACAUCGGGUGCUUAUCAACCAGUUAGUGUUAUAACUUCAGAUACGACAACGUUAUUGCAGCCAGAUGAUAAUAAAACACAAGAGAAUCAACAGACUCAACAAACUCAACAGACUCAACAGCAGUCAUCGUCAGGCCUGGCUGGAUACUACCAUCUGGCGUUGGAGGCGUUGGAAACACCUCAACGAACAGGCUCGGGACCACGUCGACCGUUAAUGAUUAAACGACGGUACGAUGACCACCCAUCCGAACUUGAAUCUGAAUUACAAGAACAAACAGUUAACAAUAAAACAAAAGGUAUUAUAUCCACAACAAAUAAUUCACAAAAUAAUUAUUUUGUUAAUAUUGAUAUAGAAAAAGAUAAUUCAAUUGAUAAUGAAAAUAAUGAUGAUGAUUUAGUUUGUUCAACAAAUAAAUUAAAAAAAUUAAAAAUUUCUGAUGGUAAUAAUAAAAUUUCACAUCAUGUUGAUGUUAUACUUGAAGAAGGUCUUGCUGAUGAUGAUUCUUGGGUUGAAGAAGUCUCACAUGAUGAAGAUGAACAGAGUACACCAACAACAACAAACACUGAAGACAGUUCAGAGGAUGAAGUUAAUAAUCUUGGUGGUGAUCGUGAAGAAGAAUUACGUGGUUAUCAUCGUCAAGCUAUUGAUUUUACUCUUCAUACAAUUGUUGAAGAAUCUUGUGAAGAAAGUGAAGCUGAAUUUAGUCUUAGUAAUACUAAUUGGAAAUCAAAAUCUCAUGAAACUUCAUCAACUUCAUCAACAUCACAACUUGAAAAAUAUUUUUUCUUUGGACUUGGAGGUAUUGAAUCUAGUAAUUUAAACACAAAAAAUUAUGAAAAUACCAAUAAUGAUGAUAAUAAUAUUGAUUAUAAUGAUGAUGAUGAUAAUGAUAAUAAUAUUAUAAUUAAUGAUGAUAACGAAAUAAAAUUAACAAAUGAUUUAAUAAAUAACGAUAUGACAUCAUUAUUGUUAUUAAAUCGUGAAAUUGAUAGUCUUUCAGAAACUUCAUCAGUUUAUUCUGAAGGUGUUCAAGAGAGUCAUCAAGAAUCAGGAACAAUAAUAAAUUGUUUAAAUGAUAACAAAAGUGCCAAUGACUUUAAUUCAUCACGAUUGGAAAAAUAUUUUUUAUCUGAAUUUUUGGGUUUUCGUAAUGAAGAUCGUAGAGAUUCAGAUGGUUCAGUAGGAAGUGAUUCUGAAGGACGUCCAAGUCCUGAAGCUCAACGUCGUAAACGUUUAGUUCGUGCUCGAGGUACUGGAAGAUCUCACAGUUCUUCACUUGAUAAUCUUUUAGCUUUAGCACAAACUUCACAAAAUUCAACUUUACAAAAUUCAUUGCAAGAUCUUAGUAAUAAUCAAGAUUCACCAGAUGAAUCUGAUGAUUCAACUGUAAGAACUGAUGAAGAUGUUACUGGAUUUGUUGAAGGAGUAGAUACUGUAAAACGAAAAAAGAAAAAAAGAAAUUUAGGAACACAGAGCCCUCGUAAUACUGAUUCUAAUAAUAAAAGUCCUGAAUUGGAUAAAUUUGAUGAUUCUGAUAAAUUUGAAAAUGCUGUUUCUCUUAUUAAUGAAAAUAAUCAGACGAAUUCAGAAGAAGAAAGAUCUAAAACUCCUCAACCCAGUGAUUCUUCAUUGACAAUUACAUCUUCAUCAAAUAAUAAUAAUAAUAAUCAUAAUCAUAUUGAUGGUGAUACGGUUGAUGAAAAUACGAAUAAUUCAACAGAUCCUGAUCGUAAACAACAAUCAAGAGAUUCUGGAUUUGUUGGUAGCUGUGAUGAUUUAAUUCAAUCAGAACCAUCAAUUGAUUCUAAAGAAAAUAAAGAUUCAAAUAAUAUUGACAAUAAAAAUGUUUGUGAAAAUAACAACAACAACAACAAUAAUAAUAACAAUGAUAAUAACAAUAAUAUAAAUAAUAAUAAUAAUGAUACAAAUAAUAGCAAUAAUAAAAAUAAUAAUAAUAACAAUAGUAAUAAUAAUAAUAGUAAUCCAAAGGAUAAAAAUGAAUUUUUAGCAGCAUCAAAUAUUCAUAUUAAUACUCAUGCAUUAUCAAGAAAAGAUAGUUUUAAUAAUUGGUCAAGUGAUGAGGAAACAAAUUUAAUGAUGUCUAAAAUGCGUCAAUUUUUCAAAACUAUGGUUGCUAAUUCAAAUAAUACAGUAUUAACUUGUCAAUUGUUAUCAUCUUCAUCAAUUAGUACAACAACAGUAACAGCAACAACAACAACAUCAACAGCAACAACAACAAAAACAAAAACAAAAACAACAACAAUGCCAACACCAACACCAACGCUUACGCCAACACCAAGUAAUUCGAAUCAAAUAGAACGAAUAGAACAAGAAUUACCACGAGGAAAACGUACAAAACCACCGCAAUUAGUAUACUUUGAAAAUGAACUUACACGUCUUAUGAAAACUGUACCAGGUAUACGUGAUGAUCAAGUACGUGAAAUUGUUGAGUAUUUAAGUUCUGAAGAUACUUGGUCUGAUUCAUAUGAUAGUUCUGAUUAUACAAGUUCUGAUUUAGAAGGAGCAGCAGCUGCUGCUGCUGCUGCAAGCCGUCGUUCAACUUUACAAGAACAAAUAUCAGCCAGUUGUCAACAAAUAAUAAAUAAUUUUGAUGUUAAUUCUGAUGUUAAUCUUUGUUCAAGUACUCUAUCACCAAUCGACAGUAAACAAUCUAAAGAAUCAAUUUCUAGUGGCAAUAUGGGUAAAGAUACAGCUUUUGUUUAUCAAAAAUUAGUACAAAGUUUUACUAAAAUAGCUGGAGAUGUUAGUUCAGAUGCGAGUUCAACUCCUCACAGCAGCCCUCCAUUAAUUGCCAAAGUAAUGCAUCAUAUUGGUAGUAGAUUAGUUGCUCUUAUGCAUCAAGUAUCUGAAAAUAAUUCAAAUGUUUCUUCAUCUUCUUAUUCAUGGCGAAGAUAUCCUCAACAUACCAGAACUCCUUCAUCAGCAUCAACAACAACUGAAGACGAUGACUCAACAUCUGAUUCAGCACAUCAAACUCCAACAUUUAGUCAUCUUCAACUUCCACGAUCAAAAUCUCAUGAUCCUUUACUUCUUAUCAGUGGACAUCAAAUUGGAACUGGUCAAGAAAAUGAAGAACGUGAGACCAGUGAUUAUGAAAGAUUUUCAUGGCGCGGUAGCUUCGAAUCUGCAUUAAUGGCUGCUGAUUCACGUACUAAACUCAGUUUAUUAACUUGUUCAGGAGAUAUUGGGUCCAACAAUACAAAUUUAAAUACAACAAAUGCAUUGGCAAUGGCUGCUAAAAGACGAAGUGCUGGAGAUUUAUUAUUUAAUCCUAAGAGUUUUUCACGUGAACAAUUGGAUCGAGUAAGGAGCUGUGGAUCUAUUGGAGCUGGAAGUAAUAGCAUUAGUACAAGUGCCAAUCAAAUAAAUGGAGCUGGAAAUACAACUGGUUCUAUUGAAGAAAAAAUAUGGAGCAAUAGACGUCGAUCAUCAGUUCCAGAUGAUUCACGGCAUCGACGACGUCAAUCAUCAUCAUCAACAUCAGCAGCAGCAAUUUGUACUACUGCUGAUCAACAUGAAGACGAUGAUGAUGAUGAUGAUGACAAUGGUGAUAACGAUAACGAUGAUGAUGAAGAUUCUGCUGAUGAAUUUGAAUUUAAUGGUGAUUCACGUGCUAUGACCUUGCCUAGAGGAAUACAACAAACUUCAACCUCAACCUCAACAACUAAUUCAUUACCACGUCUUCCAGCAGCUAAUAAUAGUAAUAAUAAAAAUAGUAGUAGUAGUAAUAGUAGUAUUGGAUUUGGAUCAUCAUCAAUGCACAAAGCUCACAGUAUGUAUCAUUUUUUGCCAUCAAAUACUGGAGUUAAAUCUGCUCGAUAUCGACCACCAGGUUUUGCCCGUAAUAGUUUAAGUUCUGGUGUACCUAAACGAGCACUUAGUGCUCCAGGACUUGAAAUAGCAGUUUCACCUAAUAUUAAACGUGAACGAAGACGUAGAGAAUCUAUUCCUAUUCCUGAUGAGGACAAUAGUUUAUCAGAAGCAUGCAGUACACCAAUUAUUGGAGGAACAAAUCGUUUAAUGAUUGAUGAAAGACGUUCAGGAACACGAGUUAAAGAUACAAAUCGUUCAUCUUUAUCAAGUUUAGGUGCACGUUCAGAUUCAAUGGCAUCUGUUUAUAGUGGAGCUGGUGAAGGUAAAUGGUGUGGAUCUGUUGCUGUUAAAGGUGAGGUUGAGUUUUCACUUGAAUAUGAUUACAAACAACUAACUUUCCAAGUUCAUAUUAGUCAAUGUAAAGAUUUGGCACCAGUUGAUAUUAAACGAAACCGGUCAGAUCCUUAUGUUAAAGUAUAUUUGCUGCCAGAUAAAUCAAAAGGAGGUAAAAGAAAGACAAAAGUUAAAAAACAUACAUUAAAUCCAGUAUUUGAUGAGACACUUAAAUUUAAUAUUAAUUUAAAUUCAUUGGAGACACGAAUACUGUGGCUUACUGUUUGGCAUUCGGAUAUGUUUGGACGAAACGACUUUUUGGGUGAAGUAAGAAUGCCACUAGAAAAUAAAAUAUUUGAUGAUCCAACACCAAAAUGGUAUCCUUUACAAGAAAGAUCUGAAUUAUUUGAUGAUCCUAUAGCUACAUAUAAGGGUGAGGUUAUUGUUGGUCUUAAAUUUGUUCCACCAGAAUUGUGUAAAUUAGAGAAAAAAGAUCGUGAUCGUGACCACUCAAAUACUACAAUUAUUGGAGAACCACGAAAAGGAAAAAAAAAUUGGAGUCGUGGUUCAUUGCAUGUAUUAGUAAAAGAAUCAAGAAAUUUACAAACAAGAACCAAAAAUUCAUCAGGAACUUGUGAUCCAUUUUGUAAAAGUUAUUUGUUACCAGACAAAGGAAGAUCAGGUAAACAAAAGACCAAUGUUGUGAGAAAGUCUGAUGGGAAUCCAGUAUGGGGACAUACAUUCAUUUAUAAAGAUGUAAGUCUUCAAGAGUUGGCUGAAAGGGGACUUGAAUUAACUGUUUGGGAUCAUGAUCGUAUUGCGAGUAAUGAAUUUUUAGGUGGCGUUAGAUUUAAUCUUGGCACUGGUAAACAUUAUGGAAAGCCAGUUGAUUGGAUGGACGCAACCGGACGUGAAUUAUCAUUGUGGCAAAAUAUGUUAGAGAGACCGAAUUUUUGGGUCGAGGGUGCGAUAACUCUUCGGCCCAAUUUGUACAAUCAUGGUAAACACAAUUUCUCUUGAUUAUUUACAUUAUUUACUUAUAUUAUUUUAUUAUUAUUCAUAUAUAUUAUAUAAUCUUAAGGCUAUGGGCCUUCAAGUACUUAAAUGUUCAAUAUAAGCAGUUGAUACUUAAUAUAAAAAAAAAAGUCUUGUUUGACAAAAAAUAUUUUUAAUAAAAGUAAUCGUCCGAUUUUGUUGUUUUAGUCAAACAUAAAUUGUUAAUAAUAUUUCAUAUAAAUAUAUAUUUAUAUUUUACAUUUUUAUAUUAGAAAACAAAAAAAAAAAAAAACAAAAAAAUUGAAACGGUAUAUUUAUUGAUAUUAAAUAUGCAUGUUUUCUCAAUAUUAAUUGAAAUACAUAUAUAUAUUUGGAAUAUAAUAUAUUUAUGUAUGUAUAUGAUGCAAUAUUCACGUAAUUGAAUAGCGAAUUCUAAAAAAAAAAUAUAUUUUAAACCUUUAAAAAAAAAAUCUAACUAUAAGUAUUUUUAUCUAACUCAAUAGUUUAUGAGCAAAAAAAAACUGCCAGUUAAAUAUUUUUCUGCAAAAUAAAAUUUAAAAAAAUAAAUAUAUAUACAUAUAUAUUUAACGGUGAAACUUUUUAUAAAAAAAAUUUAUAUAUGAAACUGUCAGCUAUUAUAUUAUUAUGGAAAUAUUUAUGCAUAGUUAUGAAAAGAUGU
Molecule: messenger RNA, 9968 nt
Organism: Microplitis mediator
Lineage: Eukaryota; Metazoa; Arthropoda; Insecta; Hymenoptera; Braconidae
Exons: 6
Coding region: 524-9313 (2929 amino acids)
Biological process (GO): exocytosis
Cellular component (GO): exocytic vesicle; plasma membrane
Molecular function (GO): neurexin family protein binding
Source: RefSeq, a predicted model, not a curated record